AUGGGUGGCAAACCGAGCCGAGAUGUUAUGGCCACAAAUCCGGUCGGCAGCUCAUCUGCUCACGAACUUAGUUUUUCCGAGUCCGACUUUGUUUCGGAGAGCAAAAGGGAAGUUUACUCGAGAUUUCGAAGGUUUGAUGACAACUACACCACUCUAGACCAGGUGAAACGAGCUCUUUCGGAAUCCGGGCUGGAGUCGUCGAAUCUGAUUGUGGGCAUAGACUUCACGAAGAGCAACGAGUGGACUGGUAGAGAGUCCUUCAGUGGAAGGUCCCUCCACUACAUAGGCCAAGGCAUGAACCCAUACGAGCAUGCCAUCUCCAUCAUUGGAAGGACACUUCCGUCAUUUGACGAGGAUAAUCUCAUCCCUUGCUUUGGCUUUGGAGAUGUUAGUACGCAUGAUCAAGACGUUUUUAGCUUCUACCCGGACGGCAGGUCGUGUGACGGCUUUGAGGAGGCACUCGCUCGGUACAGAGAUAUUGUUCCAUAUGUGCGUUUAUCAGGGCCUACGUCGUUCGCUCCCAUAAUCGAGAUGGCUAUUGGGAUUGUCGAUCAAAGUGGUGGUCAGUAUCAUGUUCUACUGAUUAUAGCUGAUGGCCAGGUGACGCGAAGUGUAGACACAGCGGUUGGGCAGUUGAGUCCUCAGGAGAAAAAGACUGUGGAUGCCAUAGUAAGAGCAAGCGAUUAUCCACUGUCCAUAGUAGUGGUUGGAGUAGGAGACGGGCCAUGGGACAUGAUGCAUAAAUUUGACGAUAAUAUUCCCGCAAGGAAGUUCGACAAUAUUCAGUUUGUGAACUUCACGGAGGUUAUGUCGAGAAAUGUGCCUCUACAACAGAAGGAGGCCGAGUUUGCUCUGGCGACACUAAUGGAAAUCCCCUUACAGUACAGAGCCACUAUUGAACUCCAUCUCUUGGGCAACCAGAGAGGAAUUAGCACAGUAGUUCCAUUGCCACCUCCAAUUCCGACGUUGAGGUCACCAAUGUUUUCCCGGUCGAGCAGCCGAAAUUUCACGCCUACGCCCUCGUUUUCUCCCCCAAGUGUUUCGGAAAUUUCUUCAAGUACUCGGGGGUGCCCGGUUUGUUUCUAUAACAGACGAGACCUUGCUUUUGGAUGCGGCCAUCAGACUUGUCAUGAGUGUGGCUAUGAUCUCACGUGGUGUCCCGUUUGCCACACACAGAUAACUACAAGGAUAAGGCUCUAUGACUGA
This is a messenger RNA of Striga hermonthica, 1206 nucleotides long. The record is from the annotation of a GenBank genome assembly. Lineage: Eukaryota; Viridiplantae; Streptophyta; Magnoliopsida; Lamiales; Orobanchaceae.